AGCAAGCUGGAGGCGAUGGCGUUCCUGGUGGCGUGCGUGGGGCACGACAUCGACCACCGAGGCACCACCAACGCCUUCCAGAGCAAGGCCGGCACGGAGCUGGCCUCGCUCUACAGCUCGCAGGGCUCGGUCAUGGAGAGGCACCACUUUCAGCAGACGAUGUGCGUGCUGCACUUGGAAGACUGCAACAUCUUCGAGCACAUUAACAAGGAGCAGUACAGCCAUUGCGUUGAAAUCAUCAACCACGAGAAGGCGUUCAACGCGUUCGCCAAGGACGACCCUGCGCACCGCGACCUGCUCUUCGGCGCCAUGGUCACGUGCGCCGACUUCGGCAUGCAGACCAAGGACUUCCACAGCAUCUGCCUCACAGUCGCCCUGCGCGAGGUGCAACGCUUCUGGCGCCACGCCGCGCCCGUCUUCGCGCGCCGCCUCGCGGCCGGCCAGGAAGCGCUGCGCAUCCUCGACGACGGCGGCUUCGAGGCCGAGGUGCUCGACCUGGUCGCGCGCCAGACCGACAUUACAAUUAUUACUUAA
Molecule: messenger RNA, 534 nt
Organism: Gryllus bimaculatus (two-spotted cricket)
Lineage: Eukaryota; Metazoa; Arthropoda; Insecta; Orthoptera; Gryllidae
Source: the annotation of a GenBank genome assembly